UUGGGUCUCACUGACCAGGCUAUCAAUGAUCUCACUAUGAAGCCUAUGUAUCACAUGGCUGACUUCAUGUUGGACUACGUUGAGAACAUAAUCUCAUGCAAUGAGGAUAUAGAGGACCCCAGUACGAUUGUAGGUAAAGCGGAGGAUAUUGACGGGGGAGCCUCGCUACACUUCGAUAAGUUUGAUGACACCUCCUUCGUUCACAUCCGAUGGCUGCACCGCUACGUUAUGGGAGACUCUAAAGAUCCUCUACACUAAUAAUCAGUUCGAGAAACUCGCCUACAUUGGCACCAGAUUCAACCAGCUCACCAAUGAUGUGUUCGGAGAACAGACCUACCCUCUGAUAAUCUACAGCAAGAGAAAGUUAGUGGACAGAGUAGCGGAGUACAACGAACCGUGGCACACGGAGACCAGUAGUGUCAGUAUUCGCAGUACUGUCACUCCUGUUCAAGCUGCGCACGAGAACAUAUCACCCCAAAUAGUUGAAGCACUGCGUCUGUGCUCCGUCCCCCUAGAUCUGGAGGUGGACCAGGAAGCGCUAGCUAGCGUGCUGAGUGUCCGCUCCCACACUGCACUCUCCUUACAGUACUGCAGACAACUCCUACUCUGUUAUCUCGCCGGAUACGGCAAGGGUAACCUAAAGCCGAGUAGCUCCCCAGUCUCCUCCUUCCACCCCGGUACAGCAGGAGCCAGUAAACUAUACGAUAAACCUGGAGACUUGUUCGUAUCACCUCUCUCUACCUCCUCCUACGGGAUCAUAGUGUCUACUUACGAGAAAACUAUAGAAAUGCUGCAAGUAAAGGGAAAGACUGAUUUAGCAGUUCAGGCGAUGCACGAGCUAGGAAAUGUUCUCUUCCACUCUGGGAAUACUAAGGGAGCGUUCAAAUGGUGGUGUGACGCACUGGACACACUGCUCCACAUGACCAACUCCAUGCAGAACUGGCACAGCUUCACUCCUGAAACCCUUCUCAACAAGUGCCAGAUAUGGGGCUGUUUGCUCGGCGCCUGUAUCGCUUCUAAUAUUUCUCAGUAUAUAGUGAGCCACAGUGUAGAUGACAAAGUAGACGCGUGUCUCCUUAGUGCUCAGCUCUUUAAAGCACUGUUCCAUGCAUCCCUGCCUCACCCUGCAUCUGACUACCAAUAUGUUAACCACGAAAUAGGAGAAGGUUUCAACAUCCCCGCCCUGAUACCCGGAGUAGACCUGCUAUCUGACCAGUUCAGAUGCAGUGCUAGUGUGCUUGUUGGGUCUCUACACUACGUGUCCGAAACUCUUGUUAGACACCAGUUCGCUAGUCAGGCUCUACCAGUACUGUCACUAUAUCACUACGUUGCCAUGUCUCUUCUAUCCGACACCAAACAUCUUAUUCUUGCUAGAAUACUCAAGGUGGAAGCACUGACACAGUUAUCCAUGUUAACAGAUGCUCUGCAAUUGUGGAGUCUGGUAUCUCAAACUGAGGCGAUGCCCACCCCUCCUACUUCUCAUGGCAAUAACAUUUCCAACAAAACUGAGAAUUAUGUACCAGUAACAGCUGUAUCCCUAUGGAAUGUUCCAGAGUACAACAUAACAGAACCACUAAACAGUACCCAGAACGUACAAGCUGUGGAGCAUGCUAUAAAGUGCAAGAUCCCCCCAAUCCCUCAACCCCCCUUCACUACUAACCUAUCAGCACUUGCGCAGCUGGCGCACGCUGGGUUGAUGCUGGCUAUUGCGCAGCGGUCCUCUGUUGUGCCUAUGUACAGUGAGGGCAGUGAGAGUCAAACUACAGAAUCUGCCAUCAAGUACAAACUGUGUAAUUCGGCUGAAGUUAUACUCAUGCACCUCUCCAAAUGUGCUGAUAAAGAAGACGCCCACUACUGUGAAAUAGAGAUAGGGGUGAGUUCCCGUAGGUUGCUGUGCACUAUCGCACUGGAGAAACAACUGGGGGCUACCAUAGUUAACCUCAGUAACUACGGGCUCUCACUUCUCCAGCGCUCUUAUCAGCUUGACAGACAAGAGGUAGUUUCCUACGAUGAGAUGUGCAGUAAGAGGCGGCUGGACAGUCUGGCCUGGCUACAGUUAAAAUGUGCUAUGAUCCAAGGGUUUGGCCUCAUGACCACCAUGUACGGUGCGAAUGAUUGCAAGCAAAUAUGUGCCGCCACGAAAGAGGAAUCUCAGCUAUUCAAUUCGAGUGAAAUGCAAGCCUGGAUAUCACUGAAAGACCUUGUCUUGGAUAUCAACGCCAGCAACACUUUCCAAGUUGAGCGUCAGAUAAAAGAAGGUCUCUCCAGGAUGGUGGCCCCAUCCUGUCUGGGUGCCAGUGUUAGUGUUGGUACUAUCCUGUACUGUGCUUCUAGAGCUACUAAUAAGGAGGACUCUCUAUCCAGGUUGAGGAAAGUAAGAGAGUUGCUGGAAUAUCAACAUGAACAAUACUACGGCAACAAGCACAAUAUCCACACCUACAUGGCCCCUGUGUCUGCACUGGCGGUUGUGUUGGAAACAGACUGGAAGUUAUCAGAACUAUCAGAGAGGAUAUUAGCGGGAGAUGAAGUGAGCUCAGAGUUAGAUCAGCUGGAGCAGGUGUUAUCUAGCACUCUGACACACAGUAAUGUUGGGGUCGCAACCAGGGCUGAACUUCUCAUCAGACUGGGUGUUGUGAUGCGAGGGAAAUGGGAGAUAGAGCCCACUCCUGAACGGUUUGUAGCCCUCAUUAACACCCUGUGUGAGUGUGUCUCCGCCACUAACUUCAACCUACCUAUCGCUAGAGAAGCUUAUUUGGAGAUAGCGUAUGUUACAGCCGCUGUUACUAAUAAUAACAACAGUGAUGCGACAGCAGCCAAACAAGUGACUUUGGAGAAAAGAGCAACAUGGUCAGCCAUCCGAUCAGCCGCCCUGUGCAACAUCUCUCAGGAGAGUUUGAAAUGUUUAGAACAGAACCCUGCUUCUCAGGCUAUCGUCUCUAAAAAGGACAUCAAACGGCUCCCUUCUUUCACUGGACUGGAGUUGAACAGAGAGUUGUCCACAAAACUACUCCACCCCCAGAGUAAGACUCAGCAGCCUCAACCUCCUUCUAACCUCUCCUGGGUCAAACUUCUCAGCUACCUGGAGACCCUCAAACGGGACCUCCAGACCCAGGGAUUCAGUGGUCAGUGUCCGAUGAGUUCCCCAGGACUGUCUGGUAAGAUCACCGUCCUACAAGACUACCUCGCCAGUACCAUGCCUGGGUGGUCCAAGAAGUGCAAUAUCCCGACCAUCUCACGGAACAUAUCAUAUCUCACCAUGGGUAGAGUGCUAGCAGGGACCCCCAAUACAACUGUCAGCAGCAGAGAAUCCAGCAGUCAGCCAGCUGAAAGUGUAGCUCCCUCUGAUUCAGCCAGUGAGGGUGGAGUUGUCUUGCAGUGGGUCACUCCCCGACUGGUUACUAGGGUUCAGGACUCUACAAAAGACACGUUGGCAUUCUACGCGUUUAACAUCAAGCCAGUGAAGACCAGCUCUCCAAUGUUCACAUCCAACUCCUUUACCGGCUUUAAAGCGGUGUCCUCUGCAUCCUUUGACUCGCUGCACACGAAAAUAGAAUACGCGCACGCACGUGCGGUAAUUGAAGAUGAUGCGCAGAAGAAAGAAGGGACGCCUCUUCCACCAGGCUCCGCUCAGCCUCAGCCACCAGCCUCUGUUCAUCCCCCCUCCAGCAGAGCUUCAACUAAGACCAGCUUUAGUCCGGAGCCUUACGAGCCUGGACAUGUUAAAACGGGCGUGGUUGAGAGCUUAGGUACCUUCCUUGGACUAGAUCCUGCUGUUACUAAAGAUGUUCUAGAACAGCCAGACUCGCUCUCCUCGGAGAAACUCUCAAUCCUAGAGAACCUCUUCACAGUUACAAGUGUACCCCAGAACCAGACGGAGCUGUGUAGGUGGCUCCUCUCCUUCAAGAAGGUGCUCCCUAAAGCUGCUGCAGGUGGGGUGGGCUCUAAGAGGGCGACUCCUGGAAACAAGGAGCCUGCUUCCUAAAGCCGCUGCAGGUGGGGCGGGCUCUAAGAGGGGGACUCCUGGAAACAAGGAGCCUGCUCCCUAAAGCCACUGCAGGUGGGGCGGGCUCUAAGAGGGCGACUCCUGGAAACAAGGAGCCUGCUCCCUAAACCUGCUGCAGGUGGGGCGGGCUCUAAGAGGGCGACUCCGAUCCUGGAAACAAGGAGCCUGCUCCUGGGAGUAAGUAGGAGGGACUGUAUGUCUGGUAGUGUUAUCAGAUUGAGUAGUUUGGUAGUUUGAACUCGAAUAAGAUGUUUUUUUCUGAGCAAUGUUUGUGUUCUGUGAAUCAAUGUUAGGAUUUUGUUAGUUAUCUAUUUCAGAUAUGCACCGAAAAGGUUUAUCACGAAGGUUUAUUUUGAUAUGUUACCUUGGUUACACUUUAAAUUAUUUUGUAAAAUAGACUGUAAUUGUACAUAAUCAAAUUCACAUAAUCAAAUUUAUAUUGCACCACAAUGAAUAUAAAACUGUUUUAAUUUGAGCGGUCAUUUUACAUGUUAACAGAUGUAAGUUAUUAAACUUGAAAAGAAAGUGGUAAAAAUCGG
This is a messenger RNA of Bolinopsis microptera, 4542 nucleotides long. RefSeq names its product cilia- and flagella-associated protein 54-like. NCBI's taxonomy places the organism in Eukaryota, Metazoa, Ctenophora, Tentaculata, Lobata, Bolinopsidae. The record is from RefSeq and is a predicted model, not a curated record. The transcript is spliced from 30 exons. Gene Ontology annotation, biological process: cilium assembly. Bases 185 to 3982 code for a protein of 1265 amino acids.